UUACCUUCUUUUCGUUGUCAAGCAAGAUGGCGGAUCAGACAGAGCGUUCAUUCCAAAAGCAACCAACGGUUUUCUUGAACCGUAAGAAGGGAAUUGGUGUCAAGCGGAGCCGUAAACCAUUGAGGUACCACAAAGAUGUGGGACUCGGUUUCAAGACGCCGCGUGAGGCCAUUGAAGGCACCUACAUCGACAAGAAGUGCCCGUUCACUGGCAACGUGUCGAUUCGUGGUCGCAUUCUGACUGGUGUAGUGCAAAAGAUGAAGAUGCAAAGGACCAUCGUCAUUCGCCGCGACUAUUUGCACUAUUUGCCUAAAUACAACAGAUUUGAGAAGCGUCACAGGAACAUGUCUGUGCAUUUGUCGCCUUGCUUUAGAGAUGUCGAAAUCGGUGAUAUCGUCACCAUCGGGGAGUGCCGGCCGCUUUCCAAGACCAUCAGAUUUAACGUAUUGAAGGUCUCAAAGGGUAAAGGAUCCAAGAAGUCUUUCAAGAAGUUCUAAAUAAACUUUAAUAU
Messenger RNA from Hyposmocoma kahamanoa, 511 nucleotides. RefSeq names its product 40S ribosomal protein S11 (gene RpS11). Gene Ontology annotation, biological process: translation. NCBI's taxonomy places the organism in Eukaryota, Metazoa, Arthropoda, Insecta, Lepidoptera, Cosmopterigidae. Gene Ontology annotation, cellular component: ribosome; cytosolic small ribosomal subunit. The transcript is spliced from 4 exons. The record is from RefSeq and is a predicted model, not a curated record. Bases 27 to 497 code for a protein of 156 amino acids. Gene Ontology annotation, molecular function: structural constituent of ribosome.